Stegodyphus dumicola is the source of this 1798-nucleotide messenger RNA. Its product is annotated as disintegrin and metalloproteinase domain-containing protein 10 homolog. Gene Ontology annotation, cellular component: plasma membrane. The record is from RefSeq and is a predicted model, not a curated record. Gene Ontology annotation, biological process: membrane protein ectodomain proteolysis; Notch signaling pathway. Gene Ontology annotation, molecular function: metalloendopeptidase activity. Lineage: Eukaryota; Metazoa; Arthropoda; Arachnida; Araneae; Eresidae.
AUGGACCUAGCAAUCAAAAUUAUUAAUUCCAUUCGAGAAAGGUGUUGCAAACGACAUCUCUUCCAGUUGCGAUUUGAUGAAGGGCAGUCAGAAUUUUUAUUGCGUACCGAUGUAAGGUGUCCCGAGGAGAACAAACAAAGACCUCGUUUUCACAUCCGAAAUUCUACAUGCACUAUUGAACUUGUAGCAGAUGCUAGCUACUUGGUAAACAACCAUGAAAAUGAUGUGAAAGGUGCUCUCAGGGAAAUGUUGAUCAUCAUUUUACAGGCCAAUCGGAUUCUCCGCGAAGUCGAUUUUGAUAACGAUGGAUUCCCGGACAAUUUUUCUUUACAGAUCGGACACGUAGAAGUUCAGAAAGCUUCUAAAACUUCCUCGCUUACGGAUGGUAUCCUGAAUGAAAUGAAUGUAGACAUGGACUCAUUUCGAAAACGACCUCAAGAUUACUGCUUAUCUGUGAUGUUCUACAGUGGGAAAACAUCGACAAAUGUUAUUUCUGUGGCAUAUGGAGGUGGUAUCUGUAAAAGCAACGAAAAUGAAAACGAGCCCUCGAGGAAUGUGGUAAUUUUAAAUACCUUUAACUCCGAAGGCAGAAGACCACUGUUUGCCACCACUUGGGCUACCACCAUGGCUCUCGGACAAAGUAUGGGUAGCAUUGAACGGGAAUGCGAAGUACCCCUUUCCUAUCCUCCGGAGGACGACUGGACACUUUUCUUUUCAGAUUGUCGCAGGCACAACAUGGCAAAUGCACUCGCAUCUCAAGGAUACUGUUUAGAAAUGCUUGAAGGAAGUGAAAUUUACAGUCUGCAGACUCAAAACCCAGUAGAGGAGGUAACUGAGCCUCAACUGUGUGGAAAUGGAAAGGUGGAUCUAGGAGAAGAAUGUGACUGCGGAAGCGCAGACGAUUGUGCUCGAAGAUCAAGCUGUUGUGUUCCUCCAGGUCAAGACGACGAGUGUACUUACGAUCGCAAGCAAGGUUAUGAGUGCGACUGGAGCGACAGCUGCUGCAAUCACGACUGCAAAUUAAUUCCCAGGUCAUGGAAAACAUUCUGCGCUCUUGGAGAUCCCAGCUGCGCCCCAGAGAAUGCCUAUUGUGAUGGUAAGUCCCCGAAAUGCCCUUUUCCGAUCGGGGCUACGAGCAUUACUGAUGGUCAAAGUUGCGGACCCAGUCUUCUGAAAUUCAAUGGCGCUGGAACUUGCAUGAAAGGAUUCUGCAACAGCACCGUCUGUCGCGAUGGCGGAUUGCAAGACUGUACGUGCUCGCAGGAAAGUGCUCACGAAUGUCGUGUAUGCUGUAAGAAGAACAAAAAAGGGGAAACUGAUGAGCUUUGUGUGCCUGCCGAAUAUUUCGGACUAAAACCAAAAAACGGGAAUUAUUUCUAUCGGUAUCCAGGAACUCCAUGCCAAUCGGUUCGCUUUGGUCACUGCAGCAGAAGCGGAACGUGCGUUCAGUACUUGACAGCUGGAGCGGAACUUGCUGCAUUUCAUGAAGUGAAAGUACUUCCGCUGUUAUACGUAGUUUGGAUCAUUGCUUGGAGAACUUUAACUUUUAAAAUUCUUUGAACAUUUUUUGAAAUAUUUCAUUUCUAAAAUUCAGUAACAUUCUUUCAGCUAAGCCAUCUAAAUUAUAGCUGCAGUUCCGUCCCUAACUAUUUUACACGUUUUGUUUGAUUUACACGUAUAUAUUAGUAAAACUUUACUCAAUAUUUGAAAUGCAUUGUGAAGACUUAUUCGCAUCAUACCAUUAUUCGAAGAGAAAUAAAAAUCUGUCGUAAAGAUCUGAAAGAAAUAAAAAUCUUAA